Molecule: messenger RNA, 1008 nt
Organism: Olea europaea var. sylvestris
Lineage: Eukaryota; Viridiplantae; Streptophyta; Magnoliopsida; Lamiales; Oleaceae
Product: ethylene-responsive transcription factor CRF4-like
Exons: 1
Coding region: 220-1008 (262 amino acids)
Biological process (GO): regulation of DNA-templated transcription
Molecular function (GO): DNA binding; DNA-binding transcription factor activity
Source: RefSeq, a predicted model, not a curated record
GCCAGUUCCAUUCUCUCUGGCCGCCAAAUCACACUUAUUUUCUUUCCUUUUCGCCAUUGAUUCGCUUACCUGUUUUAAACUUGCAAGUCCCUUAUAAGUAUCGCGUUCCCAUUUCAUCUUCAGAAUCCCCUUUUCUCAGAAUUCCAUUUAUUAAGAUUUAUGCUUUUGGUCAGAUGAGUGAAAAUCUUGACAGCCGUUGGUGAAAGCAUCAAAUCUUUGAUGGAAGCAAUGGAUUUAUGGCCUGUGAAAUACUCCGAAAAUCGACAUGUCACCAAGAAACUCGUUAAACUCUCAAAUCAAAAGCACAGAAAAACCCAUGAAGAAUUGAAUUUUAAUGGCCCUAGAAUCGUUCGAAUAUCGGUCACUGAUCCUUUUGCAACAGAUUCCUCCAGUGAUGAAGAUGACGAGCUUUUCCAUCGGCGGCGAGUUAAGAAGUACGUCAAUGAAAUCAAAUUAGAACCAGCUAGUAAAAGCCAUGCCAACGCCAUCAGUAGCAGUUCUAAUGGCAAGAAGAGUCUUCAACAAAAGAAGAAGCCGAUGAAGGUGAAAGAGGCGGCGCCGGCGAAUGGUGGCGUUAGAAAGUUCAGGGGUGUUAGGCAGCGGCCUUGGGGAAAAUGGGCGGCGGAGAUAAGAGAUCCAUCCCAGAAAGUUAGGCUUUGGUUGGGCACCUAUGAUACGGCGGAGGAAGCUGCAAUGGUAUAUGACAACGCCGCCAUUAAACUUCGUGGACCGGAUGCUUUAACUAAUUUCAGCCAUUUUCCGGCAGAGGAGAAGCCAGAAAUUAAUGUGACUUCAGUUUCCGGCUACGAGUCCGGUGAUGAGUCACGCAAUCUUUGUUCUCCAACUUCUGUUCUCGAGUCCAGAAGUAGUCAACAGUCAAGUGAAGACCGAGCCGAACCGGUUGCAAACUUGUGCAAACCGGCUGAACCUUGUGCAUCGGUUGAUGGACCGGCUUUGGAAACCGGGUCGGCUAAUGAACCGGUUCUGGAAUUUGAAAAUUAUUGUUAA